AUGGAGUCAAAUGAGGUCGAAAUUGAGGACGCUCCGCCUGGAUACAAGUCAUAUGUCUGGCAGUAUUUUGGCUUUCUCAUUAAAAAAGACAAAGACGGCAAUAGAGUAACUGACAAGACUAAGACUGUGUGUAAGCUAUGCCAUGCUGUCAUUCCGUACACCACAUCCAACACAUCAAACAUGAACCACCACCUUCAACGUCACCAUAAAAAUGUGAAGACGGCCCCGGAGAAAACGAGCCUACCGAAGGGACAGCUGACCAUGAAACAAACGCUGACACCAACUCUACCUCCGUCAAGUCUGCAUGCAAAACAGAUAACCAGGCUCAUUGGCGAAUUCAUAGCGGACUAUAUGGCUCCAUUUAACAUGGUAGAGAACAGAAAAUUCAUCCAAAUGUUCAAUGUGCUGGAGCCCAAGUUUAAGAUGCCAUGUCGAGGACAUUUUUCAGAGAAGGUAAUCCCGGAAAUUUACAAUAAAACCAAACAAAGCGUGAAAGAGUAUCUAAAAAAUGCCGACUGUGUCGCCCUGACCACCGACAGCUGGACCUCGCGUGCAACACAGAGUUAUAUAACCAUCACGGCAGAAGUCAUCAACGAGAAAUGGGAGAGAAAAAGCUUUGUGUUGCAAACUCGUGAGCUAAGUGAAAGUCAUACUGGUGUUAACAUAGCUCACGUGUUGAGAAAUGUGAGUGAGUGGGAGCUAACGAGGCCACAAACAACCAUUGCUUGUGUCACAGACAACGCGAGCAACAUGGACAUUGCUGUGAGAGAGAGCGGUCUCCACCCUCACAUCAAGUGCUUAGCGCAUGUUGUGAAUCUGGCCAGUAAGCGAGGCUUGGCUGUAUCCAGCGUCGCGCGCCUUCUUGGUCGUGUGCGAAGAAUAACUACAUUCUUUCACAAGAGCACCACGGCCACCGCCGUCCUGACCAACAAGCAAACCCAGUUAGAGCUGCCUCGGCAUAAACUUAUCACCGAUGUCCAAACCAGGUGGAAUAGCACAUACAACAUGCUGGCGCGCUACCUGGAGCAACAAGCAGCUGUCUCAGCUGCACUGAGCUGCCCAGGAAUCCGAAGGAAUGCGAGAGAAAUUGACACUCUGGAUAACAGUGAUAUAUCAGAUGUCGAGGACAUAGUGAAACUGCUUAAGCCACUGAAGACAGCCACAACAGUUGUCUGUGAUGAAAAAGAGCCCACUGUUUCACUGAUAAUCCCACUGAAGUUCAUGAUCGAGCAAAGCAUGUCACCAGACGAAAAUGACACACAGACCAUCGCCAACAUGAAAAGCGGCAUUCUACUCGACAUCUCGGACCGGUACUCGGGGGACUGUAAUGACAUGCUGCAGGAGUGCACUGCGCUUGACCCACGAUUCCGAAGCCUGUCCCAUCUGAAUGAUGAACAACGCGAGUCCGUCUAUGCCCGAAUACGUGAAAAAGCUUCAGCACUUCAUGAGCAGCGCAACCAGGUAGGCUAA
Molecule: messenger RNA, 1470 nt
Organism: Megalobrama amblycephala (Wuchang bream)
Lineage: Eukaryota; Metazoa; Chordata; Actinopteri; Cypriniformes; Xenocyprididae
Product: E3 SUMO-protein ligase ZBED1-like
Exons: 1
Coding region: 1-1470 (489 amino acids)
Molecular function (GO): DNA binding
Source: RefSeq, a predicted model, not a curated record